AGGACCAGGGAGGAGGAGGAGCAGGACUAGGCCCAGGCGGCCGUGGCGGUUGUUGGGGCGGUGGUCGUUGGGUCGGUGGUCGCCCCUGUGGCAGGUAGGAAUGGAGAGCCCCCCGGGGGGGUCCCUGAGGCGGUGGUGGUCCCAGGAGCGGCGCCUCCCCCUGCCCCGCGUGUCUGCCCAGCGGAGCCCCGACUCGCCCCCAGAGCUGCUGCCGCCGCCUCCUCCGCGCUGCAUCCAGCCCCCCAGCAUUCCCGACUCCGGCUGGGCCCGCCUCAGGAGCCUCUUCGACCGAGAUGACACGGAGCCGGUGGCGGAGGAGGUGGAGAACGUGCUGAAAGCGGCGGUUUCGGGGGCCAUCAUCGGCUGGGCCUACGGCGGCCUGCCCGCCUUCUAUCAAGCCAAGCAGCGCUACAUCGAGCGGAGCCACGCCGAGAUGUACCACAGCCGCCUGGACGCUGUGCAAUCCGCCCACCGCGUGGCCCUGCGUGGCUUCCUGCGCUACGGCUGGCGUUGGAGCUGGAGGACGGCCGCCUUCGUCACCAUCUUCAACUCGGUGAGCACCGCCUUGACCGUGUAUCGGGACAAGGACGCCCUGAGCCAUUUCGUCGUGGCCGGAGGGGUGACGGGCGGCCUGUUCCGGAUGCAGCUGGGCCUGGCCGGCCUGGUGGGCGGCAGCGUGUUCGGAGCCUUGCUGGGGGCGCUGGCCGGGAGCGGGCUGACGGCCGUGCAGAAGCUGUACGGGGAGACGGCGUGGGAAAGACGGCGGAGAGAGCGGCGGGAACUCUACCAGCUCAAGCUGGAGGAAUGGAGGUCCCGGCUGCAGGCCACCCACACGCUCGCCGAGGAGAUGGAGACCGCCCUGCGGGAGAAGCAGACGGAAGAGGACAUCCGGAAAAUCGAGGCGCUGCUGAGCCUCCCCAGGAACCCGCCCUCGGCGGGGGCGGCGGAAAAAUCCUAGGCCCAUCCCGGGACCCACCGGACUCGG
Tachyglossus aculeatus (Australian echidna) is the source of this 985-nucleotide messenger RNA. RefSeq names its product translocase of inner mitochondrial membrane domain containing 1 (gene TIMMDC1). The coding region runs from base 101 to 958 and encodes 285 amino acids. Gene Ontology annotation, cellular component: mitochondrion. The transcript is spliced from 8 exons. Lineage: Eukaryota; Metazoa; Chordata; Mammalia; Monotremata; Tachyglossidae. The record is from RefSeq and is a predicted model, not a curated record.